Molecule: messenger RNA, 1226 nt
Organism: Hylaeus volcanicus
Lineage: Eukaryota; Metazoa; Arthropoda; Insecta; Hymenoptera; Colletidae
Product: protein CWC15 homolog
Exons: 7
Coding region: 103-894 (263 amino acids)
Biological process (GO): mRNA cis splicing, via spliceosome
Cellular component (GO): catalytic step 2 spliceosome
Molecular function (GO): RNA binding
Source: RefSeq, a predicted model, not a curated record
UAUCAGGUCCAAUUAUAAAAUUUAAAGUCCCCGUUGGUUUUUAAAAUUGAAAAUCUAAUUACAAAAAUAAAAUAAAAUUGCAAUUCAUUUCAUAGGAACACAAUGACAACUGCUCAUAGGCCAACAUUUUACCAAGCGUUAGGAGGGGAUAAUCAAGGAGGUAACUACCUUGUCGCUCCAUCUACUAAGGUUUCAAGUCGUGACCUGGCGAGUCACACCACUUUGAAGUUCCGCCAAGCAAGACCUCUUCCUAUGUAUAGUGAACACACUCAAGCCAAAGAAGAACCAUCACGUGAAUCUUUAAAAGAAGUCUUACAUAAAAAAGAACAGGAACAUUAUGAGAAAAUUCAUAGAGAAAAGAGGAUUAUUCAACCUGUUGAAGCUCUCAAAGACUCGUCAAGUCGACGCUUUCCCGUAGCAAAGUUGCCUAAACCACACGUCAAUAUUUUAUUGGACGAUGUGGAAGAAAAUCCUUUUCCUCAAGACGAAGACGAUACUGGUGGAGAAAACCUAACGAAUGCAAGUUUUCCCCAGACAUAUCAUUCGCUGUACCAAGAAGAAAACGAGGAAGGUGAUGAUGAUGAAACUGAUGAUGAUGAUGAUGAUGAAGCGGAACUGAUGCGAGAGCUUGAGAAAAUUAAAGAAGAACGUCAAAUGGAAGAAUUAAAACAAAAAGAAACAGAGUUAAAAGAGUCGUCUUCAAAAGAACAUUUGAGAAUCCUUCAUUCCAAUCCUCUAAUGCUCCAUCAGGAUUCCACUUUGAAAAGGCGUUGGGACGAUGAUGUCGUUUUUCGUAAUCAAGCCAAAAAUAUCCCCAAAAUCGAAAAAAGAUUUAUUAAUGAUACAGUUCGGUCGGAUUUUCAUAAAAAAUUUUUAGCGCGUUACAUUCAGUAAAACAUCUUCUUUACUCUUAUAGUGCAGCAGCACGCGAACAACAUGGAGAAAGACUAGUAAAAGUUGUUUCACUUGGAAGUUUUUUUAACAUUUUUGUCAUUUAUUUAAACCUUUUUCCUUUCACAAGCCUACUGUAUUUUUCUUCUUCUUUAGACUGUACCCAUGUCGAUAUGCACAAAAAUGAACGUUUCUAAUAGAUGUUUUAUUUUGUAUUUUCUGGUUUUUGGUUUUUUUAUAUCCACGGUUAUCAUCGUUAAUACUUUUCUUUUGCUUGAAAUGUCUGAUAUAUCUACCUUUAUAGUAAGCAGAAAAAAAAUAGAAACAGAGACACA